Molecule: messenger RNA, 2843 nt
Organism: Lytechinus variegatus (green sea urchin)
Lineage: Eukaryota; Metazoa; Echinodermata; Echinoidea; Temnopleuroida; Toxopneustidae
Exons: 9
Coding region: 337-2505 (722 amino acids)
Biological process (GO): necroptotic signaling pathway; extrinsic apoptotic signaling pathway in absence of ligand; negative regulation of apoptotic process
Cellular component (GO): CD95 death-inducing signaling complex; external side of plasma membrane; membrane raft
Molecular function (GO): protein binding; tumor necrosis factor receptor activity
Source: RefSeq, a predicted model, not a curated record
UUUUUUUUUAACUGCAUGAACGUCAUUUCUCAGGGAGACCAGUGGCAGUGGAGCAAGAUCAGAUUUGGUAUCAUCGAAAAUUGGUCAUGAUAUUAACAUACAGUCUAUGUUGCUUUUAGUUUUACUUGCACGCUGUAAUGUAACUUAGCAUUUUUUAUCAGAUGAUACACUUGCAGACUGCACUUCACCAGCACGACAUUACACCAGACAGUGUCUUGAAUUGCACUUGUACUGUCUCCAUGCAGAAGACGAAGACGAGAGAGCAGCUUUCUCUUUGCAUUUAUCUUGUUUAUUGACGAACAGCAUAGAGAUCUAGAUCUCCCCUUAGCUGCUAGCAUGAAUUUGAUAAAACAGCCAAACUUCCUUCAAAUUCAUGAAAUUUGUCACAUUCGAGCGAACAAGCAAUUGGAAAACUGGUACUAUAUGAAACUUCAUCUUCUAAUAUCACUCUACUUCCUUUCUGUAAACUUCCCAGUGACUAUAAAGGCCUUGCCCAUUCAACAAGUACCAUCUCUCUCUCAGACUCAUGAUUGGGCCCAAUGUGAGUUUCAGGGAUUUGAAGAUUAUGAAGAGGUUUGCCAUACCCAAACUAUAACACUGCCCACAUGCAACCCCGGAUAUAGAAGGGCAUGGCCCUGCUUACCAGAUUUCGAUGGACUUCCAGAGGACUUUGACCCAAAUCAUGAUGUAUGUGAUCGCUGCCCACCGAAUACAUUCCAAACUUAUUAUAACAAAUGCCCGGUAUGCCACAACUGCUCUGUGUGUGAUGACGGAGAAACAGUCCAAAAGCAAUGUGAUAUGGAGAGUGAUACAGUAUGUUCGCCGUCGGAUUCCGAAGAAUUGUCGAGUCCCUUGAUGCCAAUAGUCCCAACUGUGAAAGAAAUUAUGCCAUCUUCAGCGGAACCAAAUAGCUCUCUUCAACCAUUCAUUCCUACGGUAAUGUCACCAGAUGGGCAAACUCAGAGAACUCAUGAAACUGAUUUACCAAAUGAGGAUCCACAUGAUCUGCCUAUUGCUGAGCCAAGGUCUACCAAGGAAGGAGUGUAUGAAGCAGUCAUUAUUGGUUUGGCUGUAUUGUUCAUCUUAGCUUUGAUAGGUUGGGGGUGGAGAGAAUGGCAUUUCAGAAAGAAGCUGCAAGAUACUAAAAAUGGUCAAGAGAAUAUCCAACUGGAAACAGGUUUGGCUAAUGGUAGAGCACCACAUGGAGCUGAUGACAAGGAUCGUGAAGAAAGAGGUGUCUCAGAGCCCCUGCUUGGAGGGUGCAGAAAUGGAGAAGCUGGGGGAGCCUCGGGUCAUGCACCAAAUGGUCAACUUGUUGGAGGAGCUUCUGGAGAUGCCCCUGGUGGUGCUUCUGGUGGUGCUUCUAGAGGUACCUCCAGUACUGCAUCUGGAAAUUUGUCUGGUGCUGCUUUUGGUCUUUUUGCUGAUCUCAACCCACAUUGUCAACAUGACGGUGUCUAUGGUCAUCCACCUGAUGAUGCCUCUUUUCAUUCAUCUAAUAAUGGAGAUGAUGCUCCUGGUCACGCAACUGCUAAUGCUCCUUACUACUCACCUGAAAGAAUCUGUGGACAACCUAUUGUUUGUGCCUCGGAAGAUCCACCUGAUGGUGCUCCUGGUCAGCCAACUGCCGGUUCUUCUGACAACCCUUCUGAAGUUGCCCAAGGUCACCCUGAUGAUGGUGCCCCUGGUCAUCGAUCUGAUGGUACCUCUGGUCAACCAUCUUGUAGCACCUUUAGUCAUCCAGAUAAGGAUGCUCUCAAUGAUGCAUCAUCUGACCAUGGCUUUGAUGAUCCAUUAAACAGUGCCACUGCUGAUCAAUCCGACAGUACUCUGGGACAUCAGACCAACGGAGCCUGUGGCAAUCAUUUAGAGAGUUCCCUUGGUCAUCAGUACAAUAACACCUCUAGUCAACCAGCUAAAAGUGCCCCUGCCAAUCUUUUAAUCAAUUCAUCUGAUCAUCAAUCGGACAGUGCCUCAGAAUCUAUCACUGCCUCUGUUCAUUCUGCCUGUGGACAUCAAUCUGAAACUGCCUCUGGCAAUCUGUCAGACAAUGCCUCUUCGUUAGGCAGUGCCUCCAUCCUUAACCUAUCUGACAUCGACUCUGAUGAUCAACCUGAAAGUAGCUGUGGUCAACUAAAUGGUAAUGCUUCUGGUCGUUCAUUCGACAGUGCGGAUGUUGAUGACAGAGGAACUAAUGCAAUCCCAGUAAGGCCAGAAAUCCCAGCAGAUGAUGUAGUAACUACCAAGUUCCUCCAACAUGUUGCCCAGGAGUUACCCCACAUCCUAAUCAAGAAGACCUGUCGGUUGUUAGGUCUCCAGGAGAAAGACAUAGACGACAUCGAAGCCCUGUGCCAUAGAGAUGAGCAAGGAUUCGAGUUCCUGAAGAAACUGUUGGGCGUAGUUGGCAAGGACUUUACUUACCGUGCGCUCCUUGAUGCCUUGAAAACAUUGAAGAAUAAACACCAUGCAGAUAAUCUCAUCAGGGAUUUUAAUAUAGUACUAUAAUGUUUAUCGUUUGUAUCAGUUGUGUAUUCGCAAUGGGCCGAUACUCAGUGUUGCUCACUGCCAAAAAACAGUCCUGUGAAUAUUUGUUUUUAUGAAUUAAUAUACAAAGUAUGAUUCAGUGAUUGAAUGAAUAAUGAAUUAAGUUGUAUGAGAGGAAACCAUUCAAGACUCAUUGAAUUGACUGACCAUUGAGGAACAGUUUCAACAGGCAUUGCCUUAUUUAUCGCUUUUGUUUUAGACCGAGGAAAAGUUGCUCCUUGAAAAGUAAGAACAAAUUAUGCCUUCAAAAUUGGAUGAAUUAUGUUUAUGUUGAUUGAUGUAAAAACAGUAGAGCUUUG